GCCACUGUGAGAGGGACACACCUUCCGCUGAUUUUGCCACCGUUUGCACGGGGAUGCGUUUCGAUUCACGGAAAGGUGUCAUCAGUCCAAGACUCGAGUCGUGCUUUCAGCUUGCAGUUUCGCAAUUCUGCGAUUUUUGCGCAUAGGUUACGAGACUGCUCCGCUCCAACUCGAAGAUGACUGGGGUCUUUGAGAACUUAAAUACUGAUAUGCAUUCGAACCAGAUUACCUCAAGCAGUUACCACAGCUUGCACAAAUCGCAGGAGUCCCCGACUCUGCCAGUGUCCACGGCGACGGACAGCAGCUACUACAACAGCCAACAGCCGGGCCACUGCGCGGGGUCUCCGUUUGGCCAACUCGGCUCUUACCAGUACCACGGCAGCGCCACGAGCACUGUGCCAUAUAACGCAAAGUCAUACGACCUUGGCUUCAACUCAUCGUAUGGUGCAUACGGCUCCUACGGCCCCAACUCCUCUCCUGCUCCCGCCGACACAGAGAAAGAAGAGAGCGAGCCAGAAAUCCGGAUGGUGAAUGGAAAACCAAAGAAGGUCAGGAAACCUCGAACCAUUUAUUCCAGCUUCCAACUGGCUGCACUUCAACGGAGGUUUCAAAAGACGCAGUAUUUGGCUCUACCAGAACGGGCCGAGCUGGCAGCCUCGCUGGGCCUUACGCAAACACAGGUCAAAAUCUGGUUCCAAAACCGCCGCUCCAAGUUCAAGAAGUUGUGGAAAAGCGGAGAAAUCCCCCCAGAGCAACAUGCUGCUUCCAGUGAAUCUCCCCCCUGCACGUCCCCGCCAACUACUGCCUGGGACUUUCCACAGACUCAAAGAAUGAACAGUGUCAACCCUAGUUUACCUCAGAGCAGCAGCCCUCCCAACACGACUGCGCCUUCAUCGUUUUUGGCAAACUACUCCUGGUAUUCAACCACGAACUCUACGACGCAUCUGCAGCCUCUGGUCCAGCACCACCACAACUCCGCCAUAAGCGCUGGGACGAUAUUCUGAAGCAAAAAAAAACAACAAAAAAACAACAAAACAUCGGGUUUGAGUCGGACAGUACUGGUGAAAAAAAAAGAAAAUGCCAAUACCUUCAUUUUACAGACCUCUUGUGUGCGCCAUGCGAACUUUUACACGCAAGCAUGUAGGCGAAGUCAACGGAGCCAGGCAGGUUCACGGACCUUGCCAGUUGUCGCACUGGCAAAUGGUAGACACAGAUUUCUACAGUUAUUUUUGUAUUUAUUUAUUUUGUUUAUGUCGAGGGAUGAAUGAACCACUAUUACCCAAAGCAAUCGCAGCCUGGGCGCAAGCCUACUUUUACGCGGACGUCACUUUUUUGCCAUUCCUGCAAAUAAAACGGUCACCGCAGGACAACCCGUCACAAAUGUAGCACAAGUUAUAACUGUAUCGUGCCUUUUUCAAUAUGACCUCAUUUUGUUGUGCGAUAAAACAGCUUACCUUUAUCCAUUCCUCAUGUCGUGAGUUGAUUUGAAUAAACUGGGGGGUAAGUGUCUGAAUCCACGUUUGUAAAUAUUUUACCAAACCUUUUUAAUAGCCCAUGUCGCUUUGACUCUUUCUUUAUGCUAUUGGUGCGAAUCCAUUAAUUAACCACCGUAAGCUACUGAUUGUCCCACCCUCUGAUUUACUUGUAUCACACUUAAUUGUAUUUUUUGUCUUAUUUAUUUUAGCAGUGUUUCAUAUAUGGCCAGACGUUAUUUAAAUAAAAAUGUUUUCUGUGCAAA
Molecule: messenger RNA, 1738 nt
Organism: Chelmon rostratus (copperband butterflyfish)
Lineage: Eukaryota; Metazoa; Chordata; Actinopteri; Chaetodontiformes; Chaetodontidae
Gene: dlx2a
Product: distal-less homeobox 2a
Exons: 3
Coding region: 177-1004 (275 amino acids)
Biological process (GO): cell differentiation; embryo development; negative regulation of transcription by RNA polymerase II
Molecular function (GO): RNA polymerase II cis-regulatory region sequence-specific DNA binding; DNA-binding transcription factor activity, RNA polymerase II-specific
Source: RefSeq, a predicted model, not a curated record